GCUUGGAAGAUACAGAAUGUCGCAUCAGACAGGAAUACGUGCCAACGAUGUCCUCAAGAAGUUUUUUGGGAAAUGCCGUGACGGAAAUGUACGUGUAUUUAAAGUAUCCAUCCUAAAUGAGGAACUUGCCUUGUCUUCAUUCAAGGAAGCUUGUGGUACCUGGGAAGAAGAUUAUGACAGUUUGGUAACACCUUUAAUUGAAGACGAACAGCCUUCGUACAUCUUAUACAGAUUAGAUUCCAAGAAUACAUCAGGGUAUGAAUGGCUGCUGAUUAGUUGGUCACCAGAUAAUUCUGCUGUACGACAGAAGAUGUUGUAUGCAUCAACAAAAGCAACAUUGAAACAGGAAUUUGGAAGUGGGCAAAUAAAAGAAGAGCUUCAUGCAACUACACCUGAUGAUGUUACUUUGAGUGGUUUUCGCCGGCAUAAACGAGCUGCUGGAGCACCAGCACCUCUUACUUCAGCAGAAGAAGAGCUUGCUGAAUUGCGACGCAGUGAAGUCGGUGUUGGAGUUAGUAUUGAUUCCAGACAGACUCUCUCUGGUGUGGCAUUUCCCCUGACUGAUAAUGCAUGGAAAGCAAUAGAAGGAUUGGCUGCUCAGAAGUAUGAUUAUGUCCAGCUGAGGAUAGAUCUAAAUGAAGAAAAAAUCCAUCUAGCAGAUGCUGGAAAUGUCAGCAUUGAUAAGCUGUCACAGAAGAUUCCAUUGGAUUGUGCCCGGUAUCAUCUGUACAACUUUAAGCAUACUCAUGAAGGAGACUACUUAGAAACUGUUGUGUUUAUCUACUCCAUGCCUGGCUAUUCAUGUUCAAUCAAAGAACGAAUGCUGUAUUCAAGUUGCAAAGCACCUCUUCUAGAUUCUAUUGAAACACAAAUUGGCCUACCAAUCAUUAAGAAGUUGGAAAUCGACUGUGGUGAAGAGCUAACAGAAGCAUUUCUUCAAGAUGAAAUUCAUCCGAAAAAGAACCUACACCGUCCUAAAUUUGCAAAACCUAAAGGACCACCAAACCGAGGAGCCAAACGCCUGACAAGACCCCAGGAAAGUACAGGAAAUGUAUAACAAACUAGUCAGUAAUAAGUGAAUGUUUUAAGUAAGAAGAAGAAAUAAAUAAAA
This is a messenger RNA of Cryptotermes secundus, 1111 nucleotides long. RefSeq names its product twinfilin (gene twf). The record is from RefSeq and is a predicted model, not a curated record. Gene Ontology annotation, cellular component: myofibril; actin filament; cytoplasm. Gene Ontology annotation, molecular function: actin filament binding; actin monomer binding. Lineage: Eukaryota; Metazoa; Arthropoda; Insecta; Blattodea; Kalotermitidae. Gene Ontology annotation, biological process: positive regulation of neuron projection development; actin filament depolymerization; regulation of lamellipodium assembly.